Messenger RNA from Trypanosoma conorhini, 1263 nucleotides. RefSeq lists its product as uncharacterized. The transcript has a single exon. Bases 1 to 1263 code for a protein of 420 amino acids. The record is from RefSeq and is a predicted model, not a curated record. NCBI's taxonomy places the organism in Eukaryota, Euglenozoa, Kinetoplastea, Trypanosomatida, Trypanosomatidae.
AUGUCGGGAACACAUCAUCUGUACACGAGCUCUGGCCGCCCGAUGCCGCCCCCGCCGAAGACCACCCCGCGCAGGACGUCCAGUGUCUGCAGGACGCCCACACGACGGUACAAUCCCGCCCAAAGGGCCCCGUCGGCGUUCUCCAAGGCCUCGCUGAAUGAAAACCGUGACCGUCAGCUGGUUCCCGUGCGUGGCAGACAGCAAAGCCCAGAUAGCGCCUCCCGUCAACCUCGCCUUCUCUUGGAGGACGUCGAUAAUGUACGGCGCCGACAACUGGAUGAAGGAGGACGUCCGUCAGGGCCACGUCGCUUGAGUCCUAGCAGAAACGGUCGUCAGGAGGAAUGGCGUGGGUCGACCCUAGCUGAGGAGCGUGCGAAUUCCACUCACAUGCGGGAAUGCCGCGGCAGCGAGCCGAUCCACCGGAGCCCCGGGGGUGUCAGGGCCGUUUCCCCGCGCGAGGCUGAGUUGUACGCCGCCCACACCCUCACCUCGCGCCUGCGGAGCUCCUUGUCGCGUGGCUACAGCCCCCAGCGUGGGCACGCCGAGCAGGCGGUGGUGGGCACCGAGCUCGCGCCCCCAAUGCCGCUCCUUCAGGGCACCCAUCGCACCUCCAAGAACCGUUACCGGACGACAAUAGAGCGAUUUAUUCAACGUCAGCCGGCAAACUCCCAGGAAGAGAUGCGGACAAUGUUAGAGGAGUACAGGGGGCGGGAGAAUGAGCUCUGCGGCGCACUUUCUGAGGCCUACAGUGAUUCCUGGGAGGCUGCUGUGAAGGGAAAUGAGUCUCCUAGCCAGCCCCAGAGUCUUCAGAAUCGCAGCAGAAUUGCAUACGACGAUCGACAGGACAUUGUGGCGACCAAGGCGUUUUCUCUCCCCGAGAACGGGAGGAAGCACAUUGACCCCAGCAACGGCGUUGGGUCCGACGAUGGGGCGCUGGCUGAGCGUUACCGUCAGGACACGUCUCAGGCUGUUCUCAGCCCCCAUGCAAAGUCAUCGAAGCUUCAAAGCAACGCCCAGGGCAUCAAUGGUCCGCGGCCGCUCUCUGAGCACUCCACGCCCUUUCGCAGCGAGGGCAUGAAUCAUGCAAUGAGUGCUGAAAAGGAACGGUACGACGAGGUCACGAGCCCACUGCCUCGACGUGGACCUGGUGGAGCCGCAACUGCGGUCUCACCCCUCGGCAAGAUCCUCGACUACGAAGAGCUGGCAGCGCGCCCAGGUGGCAUGUUGACACCGCCGCUUCCCGCAGACCUUGCCGCGCGCUGA